This is a messenger RNA of Peromyscus maniculatus bairdii (prairie deer mouse), 2801 nucleotides long. It is a transcript of the gene Col26a1, whose product is annotated as collagen type XXVI alpha 1 chain. Gene Ontology annotation, molecular function: protein binding. NCBI's taxonomy places the organism in Eukaryota, Metazoa, Chordata, Mammalia, Rodentia, Cricetidae. The record is from RefSeq and is a predicted model, not a curated record.
GAAAAGGCGGCCCUGGAGAGGCGUGGGCGCCCCCCCCAGACGACUUCCACCUCAGACCCUGACUUCACACCACCACCGGCUGGCUCCCUGCGCUCCAGCCUGGGGCCGCAGGAUCGGUCCAGCCGUCUGGGGCGCUCCUGAUUGUCCCCAGCUCCCGGGACUCCGGGUCCCCGCGGGCGAGCCGUGCAAAAUGAAGCUGGUUUUGCUAUUACCAUGGGCUUGCUGCUGCUUGUGCGGGUCGGCUCUGGCCACCGGCUUCCUCUAUCCCUUCCCGGCAGCAGCCUUGCAGCAGCACGGUUACCCGGAGCAGGGCGCCGGCUCCCCCGGCAACGGCUACUCCAGUCGCCGGCACUGGUGCCAUCACAUGGUGACAAGGACAGUCUCCUGCCAGGUGCAGAACGGCUCCGAGACGGUGGUCCAGCGAGUCUACCAGAGCUGCCGGUGGCCUGGGCCCUGUGCCAACCUCGUGAGGACUCUCAUCAGACCGACCUACCGGGUCUCCUACCGCACCGUGACUGCGCUGGAGUGGAGGUGUUGCCCGGGAUUUACUGGGAGCAACUGUGAUGAGGAAUGUAUGAAUUGUACCCGGCUUAGCGACAUGAGUGAGCGCCUGACCACGCUGGAGGCCAAGGUCCUCUUGCUGGAGGCAGCUGAGCAGCCUUCAGGCCCAGACAAUGACCUGCCACCCCCACAGAGCACCCCGUCAACCUGGAAUGAGGACUUCCUGCCAGACGCCAUUCCCAUUGCCCACCCAGGGCCCCGAAGGAGAAGACCCACAGGUCCAGCUGGACCUCCAGGACAGAUGGGACCACCAGGGCCUGCCGGGCCCCCGGGUUCCAAAGGUGACCGGGGCCAGACAGGAGAGAAGGGCCCAGUGGGACCUCCAGGUCUCUUGGGGCCGCCGGGCCCACGCGGGCUUCCUGGAGAGAUGGGGCGCCCUGGUCCACCAGGCCCUCCUGGCCCAGCAGGCAGUCCCAGCCUCUUGCCAAACAGUCCCCAAGGCGUCCUCUACUCCCUGCAGCCACCCACAGACAAGGAGAAUGGAGACACCCAGCUGAACCCUGCUGUUGUUGACACGGUGCUGACUGGGAUCCCGGGUCCCCGGGGUCCUCCUGGUCCCCCUGGUCCCCCAGGACCACAUGGUCCCCCAGGGCCUCCAGGAGCACCUGGAUCCCAGGGACUUGUGGAUGAGAGGGUUGUGGCAAGGCCAUCUGGUGAGUCCAGUGUGAAGGAAGGAGAAGAGGACAAAGCCACCACUGCAGAGGGUGAGGGUGUGCAGCAGCUUCGAGAGGCCCUGAAGAUCCUGGCAGAGAGGGUCCUCAUUCUGGAACACAUGAUUGGGGUCCACGAUCCCCUGGCCUCCCCUGAGGGAGGCUCUGGGCAGGACGCGGCCCUGAGAGCCAACCUCAAGAUGAAGCGGGGAGGCCCUCAACCCGACGGCAUCCUGGCUGCCCUGCUGGGCCCUGACCCUGCACAAAAGAGCGCGGACCAGGCUGGCGACGGGAAGUAAGAACAAGCCCAGCCCUGGGGCUCAACCGCUGCUGCAUCCUGAAGAUGCCCCGUGCGGGACUGGGCAUCAGGCAGGGACGAUCGUGAAAGACAUUGGGAGCCUGGGGUCCUUGGGGACAGAUGGUGCCUCCAAGGGGCAAAGCCCAGUGCAGAUUAGCACCCCGACAGAGUCCUUCUUUUGCCCCUGUCCCCCACCUCCCACUCCCGGCUGGAGACGGGGUCUGGGUGGGCUGGAUGGCAGGUAGGAGAAUAACCAGAGUUCUGGAUGGCUGCGCCCCUGCUCCCUCAGGGGCCAGGGCCAGCUAAGGUGAUUUCCCUAUAUUGUCUCAUUUAACCCUUAAAAGGUAGGUCUGUGAUCCCCACUCAGCCUGGGGACCGAGGUGUGGAGAGUACACAUGACCCAGAUCCUGGAUAUCAGUGGGGGCGGGGUGGGGGGCACAGUAUGGUGUUUUAACCCAGGCCUCGCUGUUGCUGAAGCCAUGACGUACAACUCUUGCUAGUUUCUCCUCUCCAUGAGGUGUGUAGCCCAGAGGGCUCCUGAGGCAGCCGGGCUGCUGGGAGGCGGGGCUGCCUGAGAAGAUACUGGGGUGCUACAGGGCUUUGGACCUGCCUGGCUUCCUCUGGUCACUCCCUAGGGUUGGGGACAGGGAGACAGCUUCCGGAGUGGACUUGGGGACCAGGAGGUAGGGUCUUUGGGGAUGAGAGGAGCAGAGGGCAAUGCUCCCUGCUGUCUCCCAGUCUUGCUGAGCCCACUGGUCCCCACUUGUCUUCCCCCAUGGAGAAGGAGGGAGCAUUUGGUGGGACUGUCCACCCAGGAGAGGACCUUCAGCCUCUGUUACCCCAAGUCUUUUAUGGAUAUCUCUAGAGCCUUCUGCUUUGGGGGGACAAUGCAAGUCCGUGUCCCCUCAACGGAGAAUCAAACUGCCCAUGUCCUCGGCUUGCUAGAGGCCAUGCCCCCACACCUUGGGGCUGGGGUCCUGGCAGGUUGCCCGGCAGAGCUGGUGCACAGCUCUGAAGGCCUCUCUGACUGGUGCUUGGCCUCCUAUGACCCUCCUACCCUGGUGUUCUUCUCCCCGGGCCACGACCCUUACACUCAGAGAACAGAAAGGGCUGGUACCACCCUCGGGUAUGUCUCCUCGCUUGGCAGUAGCAAGCAUCCCUGAAGCUCUUGGUGCUGAUGCAAGGUUGUAACCUUGUCCCCCUGGGCCCUGUUGGCUAUUCCUGGGCUAUUAUUCUCUGUCUCUACCAAGACGUGAUCUGAGACCUGUGAUGUUAUUUCAAAUAAAGGUGCU